GUACAACUAUAGAAGUUUUUGAGUGUAUUUGUUGACAUGCCAAAUCUCUUCAAACUCCUAAUGAAGUAUAACCGCUGUCUUUAUAGCUGCAUUGAUAUGUCGGGACCAAGUUAGAUCCUCAGAGAUCUUGACGCCCAGGAACUUGAAACUGCUCACUCUCUGCACUUCUGAUCCCUCUGUGAGCAUUGGUAUGUGUUACUUUGUCUUAUCCUUGCUGAAGUACACAACCACCUCUUUCAUCUUACUGACGUUGAGUGCCAGGUUGUUGCUGCAGCACCAUUCCACUAGUUGCCAUAUCUCACUCCAGUACAACCUCUCGUCACCACCUGAGAUUCUACCAACAAUGGUUGUAUCAUCAGCAAAUUUAUAGAUGGUACUUGAGCUAUGCCUAGCCACACAGUCAUGUGUAUACAGAGAGUACAGCAGUGGGCUAAGCACACACCCCUGUGGUGUGCCAGUGUUGAUUGUCAGUGAGGAGGAGAUAUUAUCACCAAUCCGCACAAAUUGUGGUCAUCUGGUUAGGAAGUCAAGGAUUCAAUUGCAGAGAGAGGUACAGAGGCCCAGGUUCUGUAACUUCUCAAUCAAGAUUGUGGGAAUGAUGGUAUUAAAUGCUGAGAUAUAUGAACAGCAUCCUGACGUAGGUGUUUGUGUUGUCCAGGUGGUCUAAAGCUGUGUGAAGAGCCAUUGAGAUUGCAUCUGCCGUUGACCUAUUGUGGCGAUAGGCAAAUUGCCAUGGGUCCAGGUCUUUGCUGAGGCAGGAGUUCAGUCUAAUCAUGACCAACCUCUCAAAGCAUUUCAUCACUGUCGAUGUGAGUGCUACUGGGCAAUAGUCAUUAAGGCAGCUCACAUUAUUCCUCUUAGGCACUGGUAUAAUUGUUGCCUUUUUGAAGCAAGUGGGAACUUCUGCCCAUAGCAGUGAGAGGCUAAAAAUGUCCUUGAAUACUCCCGCUAGUUAGUUGUCACAGGUUUUCAGAGCCUUACCAGGUAUUCCAUCCGGACCUUCCACCUUGCGGAGGUCCACUCUCUUUAAAGACAGUCUAACAUCAGCCUCUGUGACAGAGAUCACAGGGUCAUCAGGGAUCUUCACAGCUGUAGGUGUGUUCUCCCUGUCAAAGCGGGCAUAGAAGGCGUUGAGUUCAUCUGGUAGUGAAGCAUCGCUCCCAUUCAUGCUAUUGGGUUUCACUUUGUUGGAAGUAAUGCCUUGCAGACCCCGCCAGAGUUGCCGUGCAUCCGAUGCUAUCUCCAACCUCAUUCAAAAUUGUCUCUUUGCCCUUGAAAUAUCCCUCCACAGAUCAUACCCGGUUUACUGGUACAGGCCUGGGUCGCCAGACUUGAAUGCCACAGAUCUAGCCUUCAGCAAACGACAUAUCUCCUGAUUCAUUCAUGGCUUUUGGUUUGGGGAUGUACCAGUACGUCUGUGGGCACGCACUCAUCCACACAGGUUUUAAUGAAAUUGGUAACAACCACAACAUACUCACAAGUACAGUCAGGUGAUCAGACUUCCCUAACUGAGGGUGUGGAAUAUAGCACGGUAGGCAUCCCUGAUGGUGGUGUGACAAUGGUACGGUGUUGUUUCCUUUGGUAUUGCAAGUGAUCUGUUAAUGGUAAUUGCUUAGUGAUUUUUUUCAGACUGGGCUGGCUAAAAUCUCCCAAAACUAUGGUGAAGACGUUAGGAUGCGCUGUUUCGUUUUUCAGGAUGACUUUUUUUUCCCCCAUAGAUGCUGUCUGGCCUGCUGAGUUCCUCCAGCAUUUUGUGUGCGUUACUCGGAAACAGUUGUCGAUGUAGCGUAGGAAAGUUGAGGAGCGAUAUCAGUAUAGGCUUGGAACACAGAAUAUUCCACGUUGCCAACAACGAGCGAGCAUAGGUGGAACCCACAUGAGUGUCCAUUGGGGAACCUUUUGUUUGAACGAAGUGGGGGGGGGGAGCGAAGGAGAAAUCAUUAAGAGUGAGGGCAAGUUCCUCCAGGCGGAGGAGAGGAACUUGGGUCUGGUGUCUGAAAGGAAACGGCGAGCUUUGAUGCCUUCCUGGUGGUGGUUGGGGGAGAAAAUGGACUGGACAUCCAUGGUGAAAAUAGUAAAGUUUUUUGGAGACGCUCCCUAAUAUAUUAGCUUUCAUUCCCGCCCUCUUUUGCAUUUAACUCUAUUAAACCCAUCAUUCUCUUCUCGGCAGUGAAAUUGGAUGUAAGUGUCUCUGUUUAAAUGCUUCCUACUGCCAGUUAAACUCAUUUUCAAGAACCCUCUUCAUGCUAAUAUUCUCCGGUUGAAAACUGCUUCGUUCUCUGAGUGAACUGGGUGUUGUUUCACUCGCUGCAUUCGGUAUUUCUUUAAUCUAUUCUUGCCCGGGUGUGAUGUGGCAUAUCAGAGUAACGUGACUCAAUUGGACUUAUAUGGUUCAAGGAAGUUUUAUAACAGCAGGAUCGAAGCUACCGUUGGAAUGAGUCUGUACAAAUGAGAAACAUGCAUGCAAAAUGCUGGAGCAAUUCAGGGCCAGGCAACAUUUAUGGAAGGAAAUGCAGUAAAUAGUCAACCAAGCCCGAAUAAGCCGGUGGGGGAGGGGAAUAGCUGGCUGAUCUAAUGUCAGUACUUGAACCUACUGCUCAGAGCUUUGUGAUGAACAAUACCAUCACACUGUACCAAAAUACUGGCAAAUACCUGACUGGUGGCCCCAGGCCUCUACUCAUCAUGCUUCCCUGGUUCCGAGCCAAGUCUCCUGCUGUGGAACGGUACCGACAACUGCACCAGCCAUACGGCUUUGAUAUCCUGGUCGUGGAAACCAACAUGCUGCAUUUCUUAUGGCCACGUUUCGGCUUGUCCUAUGCACAGCAAGUGGUAGACCUGCUCCAAGAGGAGUCCUUCGCCUCCAGUCCCAUCGUCAUUCAUGCGUUCUCCAUUGGAAUUUUCCUGUUUGCCAAUAUGAUUGUGCUUUCAAGAAAUAUUCCGUUGUACUCAAACUUCAAGGCCAGGAUUGUAGGCCAGAUCUUCGACAGCCUGGUAAUGGAAAAUACGGACAGAAUAGCAGAAGGUAUUUCCCAGCUUUUGGCUCCCCCCUUCUUUCAGCCUGUUCUGAAAAGGAUGACACUUUUCUGGCUCAUGAGAAGCUACAUCAACAGCUACCACCAAGCUGCAAUCAAGCUGUUUUGGGAUCAUCUGUACCCUGCACCCAUUUUGGUUUUCUCCAGCAGGAAUGACCCACUGUGUGACUCAGUGGAGUUGGAAGCUUUGUUGCAAAGUUUCCGGAAGAGGGGCAUUCCUGUAACCAGGAAAAGCUGGGAUAUAUCCCGUCAUGCUGGACACUUGCGGCAGCAUCCUCAGGAAUAUCAAAAAGUCCUGAAAAGUUUCCUUAAUUCACUUAGCCCCUUCUGUCUACCCUCCAAAUUGUGA
Hypanus sabinus (Atlantic stingray) is the source of this 3381-nucleotide messenger RNA. RefSeq lists its product as uncharacterized. Gene Ontology annotation, molecular function: serine hydrolase activity. NCBI's taxonomy places the organism in Eukaryota, Metazoa, Chordata, Chondrichthyes, Myliobatiformes, Dasyatidae. The record is from RefSeq and is a predicted model, not a curated record.